Messenger RNA from Caenorhabditis remanei, 783 nucleotides. RefSeq lists its product as uncharacterized. The coding region runs from base 1 to 783 and encodes 260 amino acids. NCBI's taxonomy places the organism in Eukaryota, Metazoa, Nematoda, Chromadorea, Rhabditida, Rhabditidae. The transcript has 5 exons. The record is from RefSeq and is a predicted model, not a curated record.
AUGACUUCUGAAGUUGUUCAUUUCACAGGUCAAGAACAACUUCCUCCUGUAUUGAAACUUAUCGCUGAUUCGAGAUACCAGUUUUCAACACAUAAAUAUGCGAUUGAGAAGUCUGAAGGUGGAGCUCAUCACAUUUAUAUAGUGACAAUGUCAUAUGAACCUCUCAUAAAAGAAGUAAUGACAACUGCUCGCAGUUCUUCAAAUAUCAAAGAACAAGCACUUGUUAGUCAAAUUAAAAGUUUGACGACCAGCGAGAAGAAGAAGAAGAAAAAGAACAAGUCUCCAGUUGUCCAUCAAAUGAAAAUCUUGAAAGAUUCGACACAUCCAAAUCAGUAUUUCAUGUUGCCAGAUGCCUCUUCUGCUGCUUCUUCAAUUGCCACGUCAUCUGAUUCCUUUUCUUUCUCUUCGAUUUCAGCACGAACUGGAUCGAAUGCCAAAAGUACUGGAAAAGCUGUGACGAUGGUUCAUGUCAAGUUCAUUUUACUCUAUCGUGAUGUUUGUAAGAGACGCGUCCAAUCGAACUUCGCAGACGAGUUUUCAUCUGACACUCUUCUCCAGGACGUCGUAAUCAACUUCCAACAACUAUGUAGUCGCCAAAAUUUUAGACUCCGUGGCCAAGAGUUUCAUCCACGUCUUGCUUAUUGUAUCGGAGAAGUCAGUGAGAAGAAUUCGAAGCCAGUUUUGGAUUCCGAUUUGGGAAAGAGUUUGGCUCAGUUGGCAUCGACUAACUCGAUUAUUCAAUUCUCUUUGAUUGCGGAUAAUGUGAAAUAUGGUGGAGAGUGA